Molecule: messenger RNA, 2219 nt
Organism: Dufourea novaeangliae
Lineage: Eukaryota; Metazoa; Arthropoda; Insecta; Hymenoptera; Halictidae
Gene: Not10
Product: CCR4-NOT transcription complex subunit 10
Exons: 10
Coding region: 144-2219 (691 amino acids)
Biological process (GO): negative regulation of translation; mRNA catabolic process
Cellular component (GO): CCR4-NOT complex
Molecular function (GO): protein binding
Source: RefSeq, a predicted model, not a curated record
CAAUUUAGUCAAUGAAAAUUUAACCUAAGUAUAUAAAUGUCAUGUAAAACUCAAAGAAAAUACUCAUCAUUAAACUACUUCGACGAAAAAUUGCAAUAAUUUUGUUGGAUUUGAUGACGUGAUAAAUACUAUUUUUGUGCCAAAUGAAAAUGAGUGAGACAAAUGAAAUACUAAAGAAGGAUAUUGGUCCAGCAGUUAUAACGGAGCAAGAGCAAGAAUUAGCUCAGAAUGCACUUGCUGAAUUUCAAAAAGGAGCAUACAGCAGUUGCUUGUUGUAUUUAAAUAAGCUGGAAACCCUCAGACCCAAAGAUCUAAAAGUAAUGCACAAUAAAGUUAUAGUAGAAUGUUAUAAAAAUGACUUCAAGAAAGCAGAGUUGCUGAGGAAAAGUUUGAAUGCAAUUUGUGGACAAAUGUCAAUGACUGGGUCAACUGAAACCAUAGAUGAUAUUCAGAAGUGUGUAAUGCGGUAUAAUCAAGCAGUUCUAUUAUAUCACACAAGACAAUAUAAUGCAGCGCUUCAAAUUAUGAAUAGACUAUUUGCUUUUAUAGAACCUAUGGAAGAAUCACUAGCACACAAAGUUUGCCUGCUUUUAAUAGAAUUACAUAUAAUAGUGGAUCAGCCAGAUGCAGCAUUGUCUUUAAUAAAUUACAUAGAAAGUCAACUGAUAUCAACAGAUAAUUCUAAAAUUGCAUCUGUUGAUAAGGAAGGUAUAAUGAAAUCUAUGAAAGAACAAAAAGAACAGAGAAAGGAAGCAGAUACAGUUACUGAUGCAUUUAAAGUAAAAUUAUUGAAAUGUAAGGCUAGAAUCUAUCUUAAGAUGCAUCAAUUGAAAUUGUGUAGAAGAGAAUGGAAGACACUAGUAUCUCUGUGCACACCUGUAAAUAUAUCAACUGUAUUUUUGAAAGCUAAUCUCGAAUACUUAAGAGGAAAUUAUAAAACAGCUAUCAAAUUGUUAAAUUCUGUAACAUCUGAAAAUUUGGAUUUUAAAUCUUCUGGAGAGUCUUCUGUUGUUUUAUACUAUAACAAUAUGGCAUGUAUACAUCUUGCAAUGGGUAAACCAAAUUUAGCCUGUUUCUAUUUAAGAAAGGCUUUAUAUGAAAACAAAUGUGCUUUAGAAAGUGUACAAGCAAAUGACAGUGAUCCUUUAUCUGCGCAACCACUGUAUACACUUGGUGGAAAUAGACAUCACAAGUUAAUGUACAGUUUAGGUGUAUCAUUAUUACAUGCAGGUCAGGCAACAGUUGCAUUUGACUGUUUUAUGGAAGCUGCCCAGAAGCUUCAUAAUAAUCCUAAACUUUGGCUGAGAGUUGCAGAAUGCUGCAUUUAUAAUCACAAACCAACAAAUGAAGUCGAUUUUAACAUUCCAAAACGAAGAAAGGAUUUAGUACAAAAAGUCAUUGGUUCUGGCAUUCAUAGGAAAAUUAUUCUGGCUUCCUCACUUUUCAAAGAUACAAAAUACCAUUCCGAAGGUUUUCCAUCUGCUAUACCACAGUUAACAUUAGAAUUUGCAUCUCUAUGUUUAAAGAAUGCAUUGUUUUUAUUACCAAGUACCAGUGAACUCAAUGUCCCGAUUACAACAAUUACUGGUCCACAGUCAGUACCUUUAACAUUAACACCUGCUCAUAACUUAGGUGCUCAACAUUCAAGCUUAGUGUCACAAGUCUCAGCUGUUGAAGCGUUAAAUUUAAAGACAAGUAUUUUAGCAGCAAGCGCUUACGUAUGUUUAUGUCUUGGCGACUACGUCGUCGCUCUUGAACACGCCAAGUCACUACUAAAUAUUAGUAAAUUGCCUGGAGCAUACAAAAUGCUGGGAAAUCUUUAUGCUGCAGAAAGUUUAAUAUUUAUGGACAAAAUUAGUGAAGCAAUUGAGUAUCUUAAACCAGAAAAUAUUCAAGAUCUAAAUACUUUUGUACCUAUUCCUGAAAGCCAGGAUAAGGAGAAAAGCGACGAACUUGUGUCAAGACCUAUAAAAAUGUGGUACCCGGCAACUGUUCCUACGGGUAUAGCUGUAUUGAGAUAUAAUUUAGCUGUAGCUUAUGCAAUCCGCGGUGAACUUGACAGAUCUGGAGAAACCUUAAAACAGGUUUGGAUGUCUAAAGGUCCAGACUGCGACGUCCCUAUACACGUAAUAAUGUUAGCUUUGUACAUAGAAUUACAAUUAGGACACGCAGAUAUUUCAAGGUCAAUUAUAAAACAACAUUGCCCACAGUACCGCUGA